AUGCCGCCCUCAGAACAGACACCACGCUCCUUCAUAGCACCCAAACAGCGUCAGCAGGACCCCCCAGAACCCAAGGUUCGCGGUGCAAACCGCACCACCAAGGUCGCUGGCAAACUCAAGGUCCUGCCCGAGCAGCCAGAGCCCGCCCAGGCCGAGGAACGCUUGCUCAACGUCCCACCGGAGAACGAAGAGAGUCUGGGAACAACUGGAGACACCGACGAGGGUGACGACGAGGACGAGGACGAGGAGCAGGAGGAGGCAGAGGACGCUGAGGUCCGCCUGCGCUCGCUCUCGCUCAUCCCCCAGGGCACGGCCCGCCGCGACGCGCUCAAGCUCACCAAGAAGAAGGCCAAGUCGCUCCCCCGCGUCACCACAUAUGCCACAGCGAGCUCCUACCGCCUCCAUGAGGCCAUGAAGUUCUUCAACGCCCGCCGUGCAUCGCACGGCACGGACCCGCGGCUCAUCGACGAAGUCCUCUACACGCCGUAUUCGUUCGAGGGCACCGAGCCCGCCCGCCAACCCGACCAACGCGUGGGCGACCUCCUCGGCGUCCCCGAGCUGCACCAGCACGCGUCCGAGGACGGCGGGCAUUUCAUCAAGAAGAAGAAGACACGCUUCGACGUCACCAUGCCCUCGGCGGAAAUCUUUCUCUUUGACUACGGUACGGUCGUACUCUGGGGCAUGACCGAGGCGCAGGAGCGCCGUUUCCUCUCGUCAAUAAAACGGUUUGAGGUGGAGCGGUUAGCCCCCGAUGACGUUGAGAUGGAGGACCUUAAUUUCUACUAUGCUAAUUAUAGUCGAAUAUACAACGACGUUAUAACACUCCGUAAAGGAUCGAGUUACAUGACCAAACUCUCGCUUUCGCAUGCUCUCUCGCAAUCCACAAAGAUAUCACUAUUCGAAGAGCUUAUCUCGAAUAAGAUAGAGGACACAAAGGACAUACCCGACGCCAUCAUACAGACCGGCAAGAUCGGCAUGCCGCACAAAGAAAUCAUGCGCAAGAUCGGUGAACUCUUCAUCCUCCGCACGAACAUCAACUCCGUCGGAUCCGUGCUCGACUCACCUGAGGUCUUCUGGAGCUACCCAGACCUACAGCCGCUGUACGACGCCGCGCGAAGCUACCUUGAGAUCCCGCAGCGCAUCAACCUGCUCAACACGCGCGUCGAGGUCCUCCAGGACAUGCUGCAGCUCCUCAAGGAGUCCGUGUCCUCGCGCCACGCGGAGCGCCUCGAGACGAUCGUCAUCGUCUUGAUUGCGAUCGAGAUCGUGCUGGGUGUCAUUACGAUUCUGGUCGAUUUGUUGGCGUAG
Messenger RNA from Coniophora puteana RWD-64-598 SS2, 1308 nucleotides. Its product is annotated as DUF155-domain-containing protein. Lineage: Eukaryota; Fungi; Basidiomycota; Agaricomycetes; Boletales; Coniophoraceae. The record is from RefSeq and is a predicted model, not a curated record. Bases 1 to 1308 code for a protein of 435 amino acids. The transcript has 11 exons.